Molecule: messenger RNA, 339 nt
Organism: Seminavis robusta
Lineage: Eukaryota; Bacillariophyta; Bacillariophyceae; Naviculales; Naviculaceae
Source: the annotation of a GenBank genome assembly
AUGAAAUUGAUUCCUCUGUUCGCCAUCGCAGCUCUGGCUGUCCACCAAGCCGCCGCCUUUACGGUCCUGGGUAGAUUCACUCCUUCCUCGUCGACUACUCGUCUGUCUUCUUCCACCACCGACAUUGAAGCUCUCUUGGCCAAAGCCCGUCAGCUCAAGGCCGAAGCCGCCGCUGCCGAACAGGAACUCCACAAGGAGCAGUUGGAGAAGAAGCAAUGCAAAGAUUCGGAAUUGGACGAAUUUAUCGACAAGUUGUUUCCUCCCAAUGAUGAUGGCCUGGCAGGAGUGUCGCAAGACUCAAGGAAAGUCACUGGUCCACAGACCGUCUCUUGGCCGUGA